Molecule: messenger RNA, 978 nt
Organism: Conger conger (European conger)
Lineage: Eukaryota; Metazoa; Chordata; Actinopteri; Anguilliformes; Congridae
Product: olfactory receptor 52E4-like
Exons: 1
Coding region: 1-978 (325 amino acids)
Biological process (GO): G protein-coupled receptor signaling pathway
Cellular component (GO): membrane
Molecular function (GO): G protein-coupled receptor activity; olfactory receptor activity
Source: RefSeq, a predicted model, not a curated record
AUGAGCCCCGUGAAUUCAGCCUUCUUUAUAAAUGGCACUGUUACUAGUAUUCUGCGUCCUGACUUCUUUUAUGUUAAUGGUUUUGCCGGCAUUCCCAACGCAAAAUACUAUUAUAUCUUCUUCUGCUUUGUUUAUGCUCUGACUCUAGUGGGAAACACUUUUGUCAUGUUUGUGAUUUACACUGACCAGUGUCUCCACAGUCCAAAAUACGUUGCAGUUUUUAAUUUGGCUCUGUCUGAUAUAUGUGGAAGCACGGCUGUCAUCCCACAGAUGAUUGACACCUUCCUGUUUAAAUCACAUUUAAUUCCCUUUGAGGCCUGCUUGACUAAUAUGUUUUUUGUUUUUUGGUUUCUCCAUAUGCAGUCUUUCACAAUAACUCUUCUGUCCUAUGAUAGAUUUGUUGCUAUAUGCUUGCCACUGAGAUACAAUGAGAUUGUGACAAAUAAAUCAAUGUUGGUGAUCACAGCCAUAUUGUGGAUGCUUGCAGGAGCGGUCAUUCUCAUUGCUGUGGGUUUUCUCACCACACUGUCAUUCUGCGACUCCAAUGUGAUAGAAAGCUAUUUCUGUGAUCAUGGACCCGUUGUACGUUUGGCGUGCAAUGACAACACUCCAAGUAUUAUGAUGAAUUGGACAUGUCCUGUUCUGAUUCUCUGGUUUCCAGUACUUUUUAUCAUGGGCACAUACAUUUGCAUAACCAGAGCGUUAUUCAAAAUUGCAGCCUCAGAGCGCCUCAAAGCCAUGAAAACCUGCACCUCUCAUUUGAUCUUGGUGAGCGUGUUUUAUCUUCCUUUAUGCUUCUCCUUUGCACUGGCCACUAUCAUCCACCAGAAUGCCAGGAUCCUUAACAUGUUAUUGGCAAAUGCCUUGCCGCCUAUGCUGAAUCCAAUCAUCUACUCACUGAAGACAGAAGAAUUCAGAGAAUCCAUUAAAAAACUGUACAGAAGAAAGAAGAUGCACAUCACUGCCAGUAAUAAAUGA